Molecule: messenger RNA, 22211 nt
Organism: Lymnaea stagnalis (great pond snail)
Lineage: Eukaryota; Metazoa; Mollusca; Gastropoda; Lymnaeidae
Source: the annotation of a GenBank genome assembly
GAUUGAUCGUUAACGAGAUGGUCGUUACGAGGUGGUCGAUAGUGAAGCACCGUGGUCAUGAAAGUAACAAUUAUAAAGCAUGAUCUGUGGCGCGUUUGUUAGCAGCCAAGUGUCGCCAAUGAUCAACUCUGUGACGCUAUCUUAACAAAUGCAAGCCAACACAUUGAUGCGUUCCCCAAUGAUGAACUCUGUGAUUCUGAUGUUCCCUUCGUUUCUCGGAUUUUAUUUAUUUCUAGUUCCAUUGAGUAAGCUUUUUUUUUUUUCCCCCACUCUGUGGGUCAGUACAGCGAUGAGUCUCUUAAAUAACAUUUGGGUAGAUACAUUAAUGUUUCGGUUUGAAAAGGCUAGGACGAAUGAGACAAGAAAAAUGGUAAAAUUCUGGGGUUUAAAUCACAUUUUCUUCUCAAGAUACGUUCUAGGCAGAGCAACGUCUUUGAAAAAAAAAAUCGUACCUGUAUUAAAAAACAUUUUGACCCACAUUAAUGCAGCUUGAAUUGAGUUUAUUUGUCGUUGUUGGACUUCUUCGAAUUGAAAUAUAUCUCAAGCUUCGCAACAUCCUAAAAGGGCUAAAACUAAAAUAUUUGUCUCACGGUAAAUUUUGAUUCUUUAGAUUUGGACUACACGAUAUCAAAGUCUUCUCUAAAUUUCGUGGUUAAAAAAUACAACCCAAAAAAUCACAGUAGCCCAUGAAAUUCUUGAUUCAUUGAAACUCAUAGUGAAGAAGAAAGACAACCUUUGGAACAGUUUUGUAAUUUAAAAAAAAAUUCAAUUGUAUCCCAAUGUUCCCUUUAAGCUGCGCGGCCGCGCAGCAAUCUCACAGACGCUACGCAGCAGUUUUGAGUACCGCGCAGCUAAUUUCCACUAAAGUGUGUGUUUACGUCUGUAGGCUGUAAAAUUUUGCACACAAAAAAUUGAUGCUGUAAAAAUGUGCACACAACUUUAUGAUUUUGCACACAAACCAACAAACCGUAGAGGGAACAUUGUUGUAUCCCCUUUAAAUUUAAAAGGGUCGGUUGAACCAAAAACUUAGUCAAGCAAAUAAGUAAUAUACAAAGUAGGGGAAAACCUAACGACGGACAAUAACAGAAAUUGUAAGUUCCGGCAAAAUAGCCCUUGACAGCAAAAGCAGUUCAAGGCAGAGAUUAACACUCUUAGCUUUAGCACAUGAACAGUGCCGGCAUGAUGGGUCCACUGGGCACUGAUCAAAGGCCUCACGCUUCUAGGGGGCUUUGCGCUUCUGGGAUACUCGCUCUUUUAGAGGAUUCAAGCUUAAUAUAUUGUUAAUGAAUAUAGAAAGAUUUUGGAAAUUUCAUUUAUUUGAAAGUUAGUGGACAGUACGUUUCCCAAUUUUAACCCAAGAUUUAUCGUCAGAUUAUAAAAUUAAUAUUGUAUAAAUGCGAAUCACAAGUUGGAAGUACCUUUAAAUUUAAAGGGGAAUAACUCUCGUCAACUGGUUUUACUUAUCCCAGAUAUGAAUUGAACAAUAAUUAAGUAAGAAUUUGUGUUUAUAAAAAUGUUAGACUAACAAGUUGUCCCGGGCAGUAAUAACUAUAGCUACGCCACUGCUCUGUACCCAGUAGUGAAAUUUGUGGAUAAACGCAGUGCCGUCAUGGGCGCACUUGCCCAGGGUUUCACGCCUCUAGCUGGCCUCAAGCUAGAGUGCACUGCUAGAGAAGAGAUUGAGAUAGAGAUAGACACUUCGGAGUUACUUUGAUAUGAAUAUUAUUAGGCUAUUUUGACGCAAUCACGGCCCAUAGGGUUUUUGAGAUGCUUUUUGUGUGUGCUUCAUGAUAGGGCUCACUAUAAAAUUAUUUUUUCGCGCUGGAAACGUUGUUGAUGACAUCCAUUUUGUUUUCAAUAAUAUUAGUAUGUUGUAAAGAAAAAAAAUGUGAGAAAUCAGCUAAGUCUUAAUUACUCUUAAUUAGUCUUAAUGAUAAAAUCAGUCAGCUUGGAAGGAUAUAUGAAAUAUCUGUCUAUUAAGUCUAUACACUCUUGUAACAUGAUCGCAUGUCAAUCUGGCACUUCCAUGAGAAAACGGUGCCCACUCUCUCAUUCUACGCCACCAAAAACGCAGUGACUCUCACUACUGUCCAUGGCGAUAUUUCCUGUGGAAAUAAAUAUAACUGUUUAAAUAGCACUUUAUACCCCGAACAACUAAAUUUUUUUCCGUAGUUGACACUCAAGUGGUAGAUUACCGUUGUUUGCCCGUUAUUGUCAGUUUUAGUAUAAUAAUAAAUUAUACUUCUGCCAAUUACUAAAAGCUGACAUCUUGCUUCUUCUUUUAAUAAUUUAUUAAAUUUUUUUUCAAGGUUAAAUAGAGGGGGGAACAUGCCUUUAGGGCAGCGUUUCUCAACCUGGGGGAGUUGAACAAACCUUACACAGGUGUCGCCUUAGACCAUUGGAAGACACAUAUUUAUGGGUGAUCUACCACUUGAGCAUCUGCUACAAAAAAUCCAGUUCCGAUUUGAAGUGCUUAAAAGAUGUCCAUGAAGCUUUGCAUGUAUAUAGCUUUUGUCCAUUUUUUUUUUCCCGUGUUCCUCCCCAAUCAAUAUCUUCUCACUUAAUUUUCUAUCAAGAACCAUCUCUGAAGCAAUAUAUAGCCUCCUUCUUAAUAGCUCAAAAAGAAGUAUUGUAGUUUUCUUAAACAAAAAAAACGGACUAACAAAGAAAAGUUGGGUAUAAUCAUAAGUAUAAGUGUAGUAAGUGAUUUUAAAUUCAGAUAACAACCAGCAAGAGAUAAAUGCCUAUUUUAAAGCAUUUUCAAAAUUCCUUAAUAAAAAUAGUUCUUUUAUAAUUUUACUAAAAUAAAAAAUAAAUUUAUAUGUUCAUGUCAGUUGAGCUUGACCUGCUUUAGUUGCUCAUAGGUCCCAACGUUCUGAUACAAGACAAAAUUGAAGAUGAAGUAGUAACUUGUUAUUUAUUUUCAGGAGGAACUGGAUCUCAGAUGCCGGCCUCCAAAUGUGGUCAAGGUCUAUUUCAGUGUUCUUCUGGAACUGUCCAUUGCCUAAAUCAAAGCCAAGUUUGUGACUUUUUGUCUCAGUGCGGCGAUGGAUCUGAUGAAAGGGAAUGUGGUUUGUAUAUUAUUUUUUUAAUCUAAAGGUAUUAUGGUAAAAAGACAAACAUUUAAUUUAUGGUGUCAUUCUUCAAAUUAUUGAUUAUAAUUGAUGUACUCCCUUGGCCUUUGGUAACAUACAUAUUAUGAUAAAAAAAGCAAAAUUUCAUUUUAAUUGCUAUUUUCGACAGCAAAAAAUGAAGGGCCAAGUAUUUUGUGGUUAUUUUUUAGGUUCCUGCAGUUUUGAGGUUGAUGAGUGUGGAUGGAAGGAUGAAAGUGUUGGUAACUUGAUGUGGAGUGUGGUAAAUGUAAACAACAGUGCAGAACCCGUAGAAGAUCACAGCGUGCAAAAACCUGGUCAAGGUAAGAAAAGUUGUCAAACAUACAUUUUUUAUACUUUAAAUUUUAAAAAAUGUAUUUAAUGUAUCUCAUCGAAAUGUUUCUAAAUGCUACUUUUGAAAUGUUACAGUUUGACCCAGUAAGGCCUCCUAGAAAUUUCAACUUAAAUGAUAUUGUGAAAUGUGUGUGGUUUAUGACUUUGGUUUUUUCUAAAUUAAUAAUUUCUCUAUAAUGCCCUAAAAACUAUAAGCUGAAGGAGGGAAAUAUAUUUUUUGUGGCCUUAUUUGCAAGUUGAUAUCUAAAUAUUUAUUAUUCAGAUUGAACCUUUUUUUUUUUUUUUAUUAGCAUUAAACUUAAAGUAAAUAUUAAAAUAAAUAGUUGUAGGUCCUAAUAUUAUAAUUAUAAAUGCAAUGCAAUGUUCACAAUUACAUUUAUAAAGACAUUUACAAACCUCAUGAAGUAAUCUACAUUAAUAAAAAUAACUCACUUCUAUUUUUAUGUUUUUAUGUGUAUGAUAUCAAUUAAAAUCAUUUCAUUAUCAUUAAACUAACAUAUUAUUUAUUUCUUUGCUAUAACAGAAAAUCUCAGAUAAGUCUGUUGAAAUUUAUAUGGAAAUGUUUACACCCAUGUAUACUUUUGGACUUACAUUGUAGACAGAACUACCCAUGUGACUUCAGAGUGUCACUGUAUUCUUACAUUUUUAUAUAUAUACAUAUAUAUAUAUGACAGGACAAUGCUUGUGUGUUGGGCCAGGAUCAGGUGAUAAUGAACUACCUGCCCUGUUUGUAGGCCCAAUUUUGCCUGCCACAGGAGCUGCCUGUUCCAUGAGUGUCUACUUUUACCUAGAAAGCCUGCUGACUAAUGGUAACAUGCUAAUUUCUUUCAAAAGCUUAGCACUAUGCAAAAAUUUGAAAUGAAAAAUUUUUAAAUUACUGUAUUUAUUGGCGUAUAACAGGCCCCCGCGUAUAACACGCACCUCAAAUUUAAGAAGAAAAUUUCAGGAAAAAAAAAAUAAACAUUAUAUAGGCGUAUAACAUGCACACAUGAUUUGCCCCCUAUUUUCACAGAGAAAAGGUGCGUGUUAUACGCCAAUAAAUGCUGCUGGCAUCCGUCCAUCACAAUGUGACAAUGGAGUGGAAAUCCACAUGGCCUGGGAUUAUUCUUCAAGGAUUAUAAGCUGGUUCCCAACAGCAAAUUGCCUCUCUCCACGCCGAUGGAGAACCCAAGGGAACAUCAUUAACAUCAUUGGAUGAUACAGCUUGGCACCAGUGACGUCGCAGGAAUUGUCAGAAUUUUUCAUUGUAUCAAUGUUAUCCGCCUUUCGGGACUCCAUCUCCGGGUUUGAUUUCAGAGUUUCCAUCCAAGAUGAGUUGCCAACCAAGGCAAUGAGGUCCCAUCCACCCGGGGUGCAGGUGGUGUUUUUGCUUGACUGAGCUCUGGCUGGAAUUGAUCUCCAGACCACCAACUUGAGAUUUGCUCAGUUUAGACCACUCGGCCACCCAGCAACGUGACUCCAAUAAAUACGAUAUUUAAUAUCACUAAUAUUGUUUUCAACUAUUUGCCUCAUUAAAUAAAAUGGUGCAUGGGUAAUGAUUUUUAUCAUUAUUUGUUACAAAGGAAAUGUUACUUUUGGAAUAAGAAAUGGAACAGAUGCAUCUAAGAUGGUUAUUACAUCAACUGCCAUGGAGUUAGUGUCCAUUAGACCAGCAAGUCAGUGGAUGCAUUAUUCUUAUCAUAUUGGAGCUCUACCUGCAGGGUUUCAGGUACUAGAAAAAAUAAAGCUGUUAUGUAUGUAUAUGUAAUAUAUACUUGCAUGUGUUUCAUUGUCAUUAUCACAAUUAUAUUUACUAUAAUGUAUAUAUAGAUUAUUUUAAAUCUUUUACCAUACCACUAAUAUUUUUUUUAUAGCUCCAAAUCAAUCCAUUUUUAUUUAUUUAUGCAAAACUGAUAUUCAUUUACCUUAUCUCAGGUUUUAUAAUAAAAAUUUCACUGUGAUUAAUUUAAGGCAUUGUCUCAGAUAAGUCAUUAACAUGUAUGUGUUGUUUAAAUUUAGAUUUUCAUUAGUGCAGAAAAUACUUACUCAGAAAUUAAAGACUCAGCAACUCUAUGCAUUGAUGACAUUAACUUUGAAAACUGCCAGGAUGGGGCACUUUCAAAUAUAUCAAGUAAGAAUCUGUCAAGUGCACUCAAGUGUUGCUAUGUUCCUCAGGGGACUAAAUCUUUAGCCAUAAACUCAUAAAUACUUAUUCUGGUCAUUUAUUUGACCUUUUUAAAAAAAAAAUCUUCCAAUGUAAAUAGCAUUAGCUUUCAUAAGGUUUUUAUUUUAUUUUUACCUACACAUCUGAGGUUCCUCAAUAUGUAACUGAUUCAACAGCUAAAAUCGCAAUUUCAUUUUAAGUCAAGUUUCAUAUGAGAUGACCAUUCGCAAAUACCUUGUUUAUGCACAAGAUUAGUGGAUCUUUUAUUUUAAACAUUUAAAGAAUUUUUAAUGUAAAUAAAAAAAAAAAGAAAACUCUUGAAUAUUGUAAUACUGUCAAAUAACUGAUUUAGGUUUGAGCUGUGACUUUGAGGAUGACUGGUGUGGCUAUUUCAAUGACUACACUCAGGAUAUAGAAUGGAUUAGAGGAAAGAAGGACACCACUGCUGUCCCAGCUGGAUUAGAUCGGGAUCACACCUCAGGGUCUGGAUAUUUCAUUUUGGUUGACUUAAAACACACUCCUAAACAGACAGGUAAUGUGGAUGAGAAAGUUAAUAUUUCUGUUGUAGUCAUGACAGGUUGUAAGUGGGGGAAAAAAAAUCUUGACCCAACUGGGAGUCAGUAAUUUUUUUUUAAUAUGAAGAAAUUAAAAUGGAGAAAUAUUUAUUGAUCCAACUUAAUGAAUUGCAGACAUCUCUGGUGGAUUUGUGAAGGCUUCUGACAAAAGUAUUGGAAGUAAUUUUGUGCACUGAGCAAAACAAAAUUUAGCAUUAGAUUUAAAGUAAUUUUUCAAAAUUUUGGGGAGGAACUUGACAAGACAUCAAAAUGUCGAUGGCUUGUCAAGCUGGUCAUUAAUCAUAUUGUGCUGAAGUUGUUGUUUUUUAAAUUUCUUGACAACUGUGACAAACAUUAGCUAGGGUUAGGUUAUCAUUUAAUUCUUAACAUAUCUCGUUUCAGAGGUAAAAGCAAGACUAGCCACAGGUAUCUUGGAGCCUCAAGUCAUGAAGAGUGGUUGCCUCUCUUUUUUUUACAAUAUUUAUGAAACUAUGAAUUAUUUGAAUGUGUAUCAAGUAGAGAAAAACAAAAAAAAGCUAAUAUUUUCACAGUCCUAUUCAUCCAACUCAUGGCAGUUAGGGUUGGCACCAGUGAAACCAGUUGACGAGUAUCAGGUUGGUUGAGGAAUUCAUAAAGUUAUUACUUAAAUAAAAAAUUUAAAAAAUUUAAAAAAUUAGUAGGACAUCAGAAAAAAAAAUUUUCUAGAUAAAUUUACUCUUACAUUACAUAGACCAAUAGGAUCCAUAACCCAGAGUACACGUACCGUGCUGAUAUUUAAUUAACGUUGUGACCAAUAAUUCUUCCUCAGAUUGUAUUUGAAGCUACUGUAAUGAAAACUUCUUUCAAUGGGCACAUAGCGGUAGAUGAUAUUUCAUUAAUUCCUGCUCCAUGUCUAGUAUCAAGUAAAUACAAUUUUUUUUUUUUAAAAAGCUGCCAAAUUUACAUUUUAAAUAUCAAAGUUUUAAUUCUUAAACUCCCAUAUCAGUAUCUGUGUAUGAAAAUUUCUUAAAUCUUUGCUGUUCUCUCCCAACAACCCUUUUCAAAAAUCCACCUGUCUUUACAUAUCUUGAAAGCUCAUUAAAUAUAUUCCAGACCUUUUUUUUUAAGAGUAAGAUUUAACAAAUUAAUAAAUGUGUGUAUGUUCGCAGCUCUCUGUAGUUUUGAAUAUGGCUUCUGUGGUUAUGAGCAAAGCACAACUGACCAAUUGGACUGGACGUUGACAUCUGGUGAAAAUGCAACAAAGAUGGAAGCUAAUAACAGCUCGUUUAAUCCCGCAGAAGACCACACCAAUUCAAAUCAAUAUGGUAGCUAUGUCUUAAAAACCACAUAUUCUUUAUUAAGGUUAUUUUCCUUACUGGACUGAAUAAAAAGCUUGUAAGGCAGAAUUUAACUAUAAAGUACAAUGUCAGCUCAGUCAUCCUUACAACUUGACUUCCUGUCAAUAUAAAUAAAUUGUCUAGAUAAAGCAAAUAAAAACAUAAACAGAAAUUGUGUAUAAGAAGAGUAAGAGGGCAAUUAAAUUUUACUUUUACACCUUCAGCAGAAGGUUUCUUCUUUUAAAAAAAAGAUAACGGAAUGGGUAUUAAGUUUUAAAUCAAAUCAAGAUUGGUAAGUUUAGAUUAGGGACUGCAUUCAAGCCAUGUUACGUAAAUAAAAAGUGGAACAAAAUAUAUUUGGGCUUGAAAAUAAAAGGCAAGACAACUAAGCAGAUGUUUUGGCUAGAUCCCUUCUUCUGUAGACAAUACAAUACAAUAACAAAGAGAUGAAUUUAAAUGGAAAAAAAAUAAACUUAUGUCUUUGAAUUUCUCAAAUGUAGCUCAAUGUCCACAACAGGAAUCCUUCCUGGAAGCCUAUAAUGAAAACAUGAAUUUAUUACCAGGUCACUAUAUCAAAAUGAGUGUUCUGGGACAUAAAGUUGGUGAAACGGCUGACCUAAUGAGUCCUGAAUAUCCAGGAGUUCCUGGGCCAAUGUGCCUAACAUUUUGGUACUUUAUUGACUCAAAUAAAACUGGCAGUCUCGAGAUCUAUUAUCAGCCUGUUGGUAAUAUUGGUCUUGAUGCCAUCAGAAUAUGGAAAAACAUGGGAACUGGUCGUUUCUGGCAGUAUGCACAGCAAACCUUGCAGACAAAUUCAAAUUUUAGGGUAAGCAAGUAAUAAUGUUGCAUUACUUUCAUGAUGAUUCACAUAUUUAAGAUUUAAAACUAUGAGGGAAAACAUUUUCUUAAGUAAACGCAAAAAAAAAAUCUAAAAAAAAACCAAUAAGCUUAGUGAGCCGAAUCCAAGGAUGAGGAUGUUGAAAGAUGUACUAAAAAUUAAGUAAGUUUUGUAAUAUCUAAUUUUACAAAAUAUAAGAAUUAAUUAUUGUAUUUGAAUUAUAAAAUUUAAUCUCCAGCUAGUUUUUCAAAGCUCUGUUCUAUCUGGAGCCACAACAGAUGUAUGUGUGGAUGACAUACUAGUUCAAUUUGGAGAAUGUCCAAUGGAAGGUUCAUGUCAUUUUGAGAAUGAUGUGUGUGGAUUCAAUUUUUAUGAUCAGUAUACAUGGUUUAGAAACAGGGGGCUGUCUGGAUCUUUUCUGCCACCUGUUGACCAUAGCACUGGAUCCUCCACAGGUAAGAUUUCCUUCUAAAAUCUGCUCAUGCUAGUUUGUUAGUUUUUUAAAUAUAUGCAUAUUUUUUUUUUUAUUUAAUAACUUUGCAUGUCUUAAAAGGAUCUAAAUUGCUUUUUUUUGCUGGGAAGGAAAGAAAUGUUUGAUGGUUAAAUCAAGUACUAAGCCUACUAUAACAGUUGCUUUUAGGAGCUCAGCUGCAGAUAAAAUAAAAAAGAAUGUGUUGGGGCCAAAAAAGCUAGUUUAUUUUUUUUAAGGAUCAUUCUUGGAUAUCCAAAAUUUAUUUUUCAGCUGCAAGCUGUUGAAAAGUUUGGAUACUGCAUUUAUCACAGCCUAGAAUCUGGGAGUAUUUUAAAUUCUUUUGGUCUCAUUUUUAUUUUAACUGACUAUUAUUCUUGGAUCAGGCUACUAUAUCACAUUCGAUUCAACUGGACAUCAACAAGGGAGUAAAGUGUACAUUUUAAGCCCAUGGCUGCCAGCAUCUGAUGAAAUGUGUCUGUCAUUCUGGUACUUCAGCUACGGAUACAAUGGUUAGCAUCCCAUAUUGUUUUGACUAAAAGCUUAUUCAUUUUGAAAUUUUGUAUUAUCUUAUAUACUUUCCUGUGUUGAAUAGAUUGUUACAAUUCGCAAUAGCUUUUUUAAAAUCCCAAUUGUGGAAUAAAGCUGGCAACAGUUUAUUUAUUAUUAAUCUUGACUCCCCAUCACAUGAAAAUGUUAUUCAAAUAUAUACACAUCGCAUAUGUUUGUAAGUUUCAUAAGAAAAAGAUUUUUUUAACACUGAAACCAUUAUAUAAUAAUUGCCCCUAAAAGGGAUCUUUAAAUACACAGAGACUUUAUGAAAGUAAAAUUUUCCAAAAACCAAAAUACAUGCCCAAAUGACUUCCAAUUUUGUCAGUAUAUAAAUUAUUGUUUUUCUUAAUUACCAUAACUAUUGCCAUAGGUCAAAGUUUGGGUCUUAACAUAUUAACUGGAGUGACUGGUGGAUUAAAUGAUACAGAGUCUAUUUAUCAAGUGCAGAGCAUUCAAGGAAGUGAAUGGAGAAAUGUUGUGUUUAACUUUUCUAUGGCACAACCAUUCCAGGUAAAUUUUAUGACACAACCAUUCCAGGUAUAUUUUAUGACACAACCAUUCCAGAUACAUUUUAUGACACAACCAUUCCAGGUAUAUUUUAAAACACAACCAUUCCAGGUAUAUUUUAUGACACAACCAUUCCAGAUACAUUUUAUGACACAACCAUUCCAGGUACAUUUUAUUAUACAAUCAUUCCAGGUACUUUUUAUGACACAACCAUUCCAGGUAAAUUUUAUGACACAACCAUUCCAGGUAAAUUUUAUGACACAACCAUUUCAGGUAAAUUUUAUGACACAACCAUUCCAGGUAUAUUUUAUGACACAACAAUUCCAGGUAGCCUAUAUUUUAAAACAAACCAUUCCAGUUAUAUUUAAGGGCUUCUUUAGAUACAAUUUUAGCAAUUAUAAGCUGUUUUAAAACGCAAGAAAAAUAGAUUUUCAGAGCUUGGAUUCUAGUAAGAAAAUGUUUUAGUUAAAUAUUUAAACAGUUCAGCUUUUGAAAAGAUGUUGCUCUCAAUCAAUAUAAUGGUGUAUUUAUUUCUAAAAAGUUAUGGAAGUUCAUUAAAUAGAACCAGAAGUUUUCAUCCAGCUUUUCCUUACAGUAUAUUAUUGAGUGUGAAGUAAAUGGCUCACAAGGUGGAGGAAUUGCUCUUGAUGACCUUUUGUUGCAUACUGGAAGCUGUAUGGACUGGACAACCCAAACAGUAACAUCGCAGGAGUUCAUUAAAUAUCGUAAGGAAACAUUUUGAUACUUUUUCUUUAGUUGAGUGGUAAACUCGGAUUGAAACAUUAGUUUUACAUUUUUUAAAUAACUUGAGUGGUGAACUCAGAUUUAAACAUUAGUUUUAAAUUUUUUAAAUAAAAAAAUAAUGUGUCAAGAAUUAAAACAAAAUUUUACCAAUUAUUAUUUUGCCAGGCGAUACAUUAAUGGCUUGCAAUUAUAGUUCAUUCUCUGAAUAGAAAGUGCUGCAUAUCACAUUAUGCAAAGGAGAUUUUAACUUUAUAAUUACUCCCAUUUUUUAAAUUGUAAAAUUGGGAGGCAAAGUUGUGAAAAAAAUAUCUAUAAUAUUAAAAUGAUUAAUCAAAGGUUUUCAGCUUACAUGAACCUGAGAAGAAGAGAACUAACUUUUGAUCAGAAUCUUCGAACACAAAAGUUUUUUAAUUUCCAUUUGUGGUUUCUUGUUUUGCCUUGUCUGCUGAAGAGGGCAUCUAGCCAAAAAUAUAUUUGUAACUGUCCUGUCUUUUUACAAGCCUAAGCAUAUCUUUUUCAACUGUUUAUUUACUUAAGUAGAUAACCGUCAGAUAUAAUUGUUACAGCAUGAGUAGAAAUUUUUAUUUUCAGCUCCAACAGAGUUGGAUUGUAGUUUUAAUACUCUUUGCAAUUGGACCCAGGACAGUACAGACAACUUUGAUUGGCUGAUCACGUCAAAAACUUCUUUUUCUUUUACUGGGAGGACUUAUGACCAUACUUUGGAAACAGAGGAAGGUUAGCAUUUAAAAUAUCGUGCUUAUAUUUAUUAUCCAUUCCAAACAUAACUCAUUUUAAAUUGAGGACCAACAUGCUUCAGGAAACUUGCAUACCUCACCUUUAGUUGUACCAUAACAAAUGUAAAAUUAUACUAAAACCUAAUAAGAUAAAUGAAGUUUUAUCACAAAUCAAGGUUAUUUUUUUAAAUAAAUUAUUUACAAACUGCUUAAGCAAUUAUUAUGGAAAUCUGUAGUUGCUGGUUAUUGGGCACAUGCCAAAUUAAGUUUGAACAUUUAAAAAAAAAAUUAAUCUUUUAUAAAAAAGUUGUGCUUUAUGCUUUCAUCUACAAGUAGACUGCUUGUGAUAAUGCUGGUGAAAACAUGCGCAAAAUAGAUUUGAAAAACAGAAUAUCAUAAAUCUUUCAUAAUGUAAAAUUAAAAGUCAUUUGUUUAACAUCGCUAAUAGCUCUUUUUUGUGCUGCAAUGCCCUCUUUUCCUCGCAUUUCAUGGUUUUGAAAUCGUGUAAUACAAUUAAUUGCUUUAAUAAGGUUUGAAACUUGUUCUUGUACUUAAAUAUGUUUUAAAUUUGCAGGUUCAUUUAUCAUGCCAUACCCCGUCAAUUUAACUGAUGGUGACUAUGCUCGACUGCUAAGUCCUCCACUAGAAAACCUUAGUCAAGGAAUAUGUUUGAAAUUCUGGUAUUUAAUGUCAGGCCCAAUUAUUGGAAGCCUAAAUGUUCGACUAUUGAAAGGUAAUUUUUAAACGUCAUGUUACUUAUGCUAUAAUAAAUAUAUCUAUUUAAUUUUUAGUAAGAGUGAAGAUAACGUCAUGAAGAGACCAUCAUCAAAAAGAGAUUUAACUGCUCAAAAGUCAUUAUAUAUACAGAAGAAUUUUAAAAUUGGUCUGCUUGUUAAUUCAUCAGAUAAUGAUGACAAGACGAUUCUCUGGGAGCGUCAGGGGGAACAAGGAGAAGAUUGGUUCUUCGCACAGGUGUAUGCCUCACCUGCCGACUUGACUCUUAGUCAUCCCAAAGUGGUCAAGGUUAGUGAACUGAAGUGAGUGUCCCUAGAUUUGAGCACAUAGAAGGCAAGCAUUUUCAUUUUUGUAUAAUUAAUACAGUUUUUACAUAAUAACCCACCCUCCCUGUUUAAAUAUUUGCAGAAAUCAGCCAAAAGGCAAAGCUUAAAAGGUUUAUGGUAGGGGAGUAUUGGGAAGGGUGAAGCAUAACAGCGUCAGGGUUUCAUUUCCCCCAUCAAACACCACCCCCCCCCAACAACUCCCAACUCUGGUAGAAAUUGACCGAAUAUUCAGAAAGAAGAAUUAUUUUUUCAUUUUUGUUUAAAUCCAUCAUUGCUUUAUCUUUGCUUACUAAACAAGAUCUUGUGCCUGGUACCUAGAAUUAAACAAACCUUCUGCGAAAACAGAAUUUAAAAUUGAAUAUUUUUCUCUAACAAUGCUAAUAAUAUUAUGAAAUUUUAAGAAAUUGGUUCAUGAAGUAAAUAUUCUUUUUUAUUAUCCUUGUCAUCAUAAUGAAAUGUAUACUUUUCAGUUCAUCAUUGAGAAUAGGAUGGUAGGGGAGCUGCAGGAAGACAUUCGUAUCGAUGAUGUAACAUCCAAUGUGGGUCCAUGCACCGAGGAUAUUAGUAAGUCAGAGUUUUAUACACUGAUGGCUUUUAUAGAUAAACAUUUCUUUUAAGAGCCAAAUUUACAAUUCAAGAAUCUGAAUUAAAAAAUGCCAUUUGGUUCCUUUUAUAAUUGUAUAAUAAGUCAUUAUUUGUAGUUGAACUGAAGUCAAGGUUUCAGCCUAUCCAGCUUUAAUAUUUACAUGUUUUGUUGGUUUUUUUAAAAUUCACUUUUGUCAUUUUAGAUUUCAGUCUCAGCUCAUAACCAUAGAAAUAUUCAGAACAAUUGUUGAAGCUUAAAUAACAGAAUAAGGAAAUUAAAUAUCCUUUUUUUUAAUAUCUUCCUCUGAAAUAGUACAAAACACAAUAAAAUUUAUUUUUUGGAUUUAAAAUUUUGAUUUAUAUUUUAUAAUGACAGCAGAUAUUACUUCUAAAUAUUGUUUAAAACAUUUAAUGUGAAAACAUUCUUGAUAUUCUCUGACAGGAAAUUGUGACUUUGAAAAUCCUGACUUGUGUGGAUUUACACAAGAUACAUUCGAUAAUGGAGACUGGAUUCUGAAUAGUGGAACAAACUUAUCAUCUGUUUCAGCUCCCUUGUCAGAUCACACUUACGGCACAUAUCUAGGUAUGUAAAAUUUUAAGUACUUUACUAAUAAAUUUGAACCAAAACUCAGCAUAUUAAAUAGUCUGAAUGAUUUAAAAUAGGAGUUUUAAAUAUAUAUAUUUUAUUUGUCUGCAAAGAAUAUUACUAAUUAAAGUUUAGUUUUAGUUUUUAUAUCUCAUUUACACAUAUUUAAACAAGAAAAUUGUAAUUGUGGCUAUCUGAAUUUUGAAAUGAAUAUUUUGAUCUUUGUAAUGAAUUAAAAUAAUAACCAUUCAAAAACAAGAAAGAAAUUAGUUGAAGCUAGCUUGUAUGAAUGCUGGUUAAUUAAUUUUUAUUUUAUACUUAACUGUAGAAUAUUUUGUGGCAUCUCUAAUCAUUCCAAUUUUGUCCAUGAAGCCAAAAAAGACAUCCCUGCUUUUAUGUCACUGGCUACAUUAACACCUGGUCUAAAACUUUGCUCUCCAGUAACAUGACAAAAUGAAGAUUGUUGUAAUUUUUUUUUCAGGACUGUAGAAAAAUUUGCUAUAGUCUGAUUUAUUAGUCCAUCCAGACACAACACUUGGUGUGACAAUAUUGGAGUUAUUUCGAAAUAUUUUGUCAGCAUAUCCAUGAUUUGAACAUUUGCAUUUAAGAUAAGCAGCAAAAUAAUAUCAUAAAUAUUGCACUAAGCUUUAAAAGGUAUUCUUGCAGGCCACUAUUUGUAUAUAGAAGGAUCUCAAAGCUUUUCAAAGAGCAAGGCUGGUAUCAUGUCUCCAAUGAUGGGACCAGCUAAAGCAAAAUGUCUGCAGUUCUAUUUCCAUAUGCAUGGAGAAGACACUGGAGCCCUGACUGUCAAGAUUUUAAAUCAGGAAGGUGACAUCACAGAAAUCUGGCUACAUGAAGGACCUGCUGGGGAUGGGUGGAAAGGUUCUCAAGCUGAUGUAAUCUCAGACGUUAAAUUCCAGGUAAGCAGUGUUUUUAUAUCUAUAAAUAAGCAUUAUCAAAGAUGUUUUACACCCAGGAAUCUGUAUUUACCUAGUUGAGAAACAAUGUAGAAUAUACAAAAAAAUUUAGACUCAAAGUUAUUUUAUAACAUUAGACUCUUUGUUAAAAUAUAACUAAAAACAUUUUGAAAGAUUAGAUUUUGCCUGUAACCACCUCAAUUUUUUAGCCUUUUGUCUGCUAUAAUUAACAUAUAUAACACAGUGUCAUAUUAUCUUAUUUCUAGUGUCAUAUUGUUAAUUUUCAUAUUUUCAUUUUGUUAAUAAUAGAAUAACAUUUAAUUUGAAUAAUUGCUAAAUAAGGAUUUGUUAUCUGUUUAAUAGAAAAUGAAAACCUGAUUUGUGGAAAAUGCCCAAGCUGUCCUUCUCAACUUGUUAAAUACCAUGCGCCGCUGGCAGCGGCUGGGCGUUUCUUUUGUUAUGGCCACGAGCCGAUGGUAGCGCCAACGUUUGUAUCGUAGUCAACGUGACUUAGAUUUAAUUCGGCCACAGCCGGUUUUUCACUCUGGUAGCUAAUCAGUUAAGUCAGAGUCUGCAUGAAAAUGUCUUCUCCCACAAUCACAUCUUGAAAAUAAUGUUCUUAAACACCUGCACUGUAAAUUCUUAUAUUCUUCAUAUUCUUUUUUUCAUUGCAGAUACUUUUUGAAGGCAUUUUACCAGAAAACAGUGCAGGUAUUAUUGCCAUUGAUGAUAUUCAUUUAUUGGACAGUGCAUGUGGGGAGCCUGCCACUUGUGACUUUGAGGAAGGUAUGUGCCUUUAUCAGAAUGUGAAAAAUGGAGAUGAAUUCGACUGGUUGAGAAACAGGGGGACCAUCCUUUCACAGGGCUCUGGACCACCUAGGGAUCAUACAACUAACACCACAAAAGGUGAGGUUGAUCUGAAAAAUUUUCUUCGGGCAGGGUUCAAAGAUUUGUAUCCCAAGAUAUUUAUAGCUGAGCAAUUUGUUUUGUUGAGGAUCAGAGAGGUGAUGUUUUUGAGAUGGCAUAAAAAAAAAGUUAAGAAAAACAUCUAUGAAAUUUAAAACCCUUAUACAAAAAACCCCCAGAUAUGUAGGUAAGGAAGCAUUAUUUGCUUUACAUGUUUAAACUGAUGUUGAGUUUUGCCUUCUCAAUGAAAUGAGUUGAUUCUUGGAUAGUAAAUGUGUCUUAGUCUUAUUUUACUCUUAAACUAAGUUGGAAAUUUGGGCAACAAUUCAAUUUUCAAAAUUCCCAUCUGCCACCUUUUUACAGCCUACAGAAGACCGCUGCCCAUAUUUCAUGAAAACCUUUGUAAAAUCUCCCUCCAAGUCCUCAGGAGGCCUUUCUUGCUUCCUCUGUACCCAGCCCCGCAAAAUGCAUUCUAACAGUUACUGUCAUCUCUGGCUUUGUGUUCCACUCCUUAAAAGCUUCUUUAUUCUAUAAGGGAUCAGGGAGAUAAGUUAUGUUGUAACUAUUUGUUUUGCUUGCAGUUAAACUGAUCUAGUUUUUAUACUUAUAAAGUUUUGAUUAACAUUAAAUUAAUUUCAUCUUUGUUUGUUAGUCUUUUAAAUGAGCAAAAUUGUUUUCUUUUGUGAACCAUUUCAUUUAUCUUGGUUUACAUUGGUCUCACAGGCUACUACAUCUAUACAUAUGGUUCACCAAGUCGCGUUGGCCAGACAGCACGACUGAUAUCUGGAAUACUACCAGAAACUGAUGGCAGCUGUCUAAGCUUUGCUUACAACCAGAGAGGACUGAGUGACAUGAUACUGGUGCAAGACUUUGUCAACUCAGGGAACAUGAUUUAUCCCUUCUUUUUUCAGGAAGACACAGGUAAGUGGUUUGAACUCAUUUCCCUUCAUGGACUUUAAAGCAAAGCCUGAUGUCUUUGAUAAAAGUAAAAUGUUUGAAAUAUGUCUUAAGUCAUUAUCAAAUUAAUUACAAAAUAAUUUUAUCCUUAGUUCUAUUCAUUGGUUUUUUUUUUUCCCCAGUCUAUUGUAUAAAAAUCUGUGUAGUUUAUUUAUGUUUUAAACAUUUCGGGUGGCCGUUUGGUCUAAAUGAAGCCAAUCUCAAGUUCAUGGUCAGGAGUUCAAUCCCCACCAAAGCCCAGUCACGCAAAAACAUCACCAGCACCCCAGAUGGCAGCUAAGAAAAAGGAACUCUGAAUUCAGACAAGGCGAUGGAGUCCUGUAGGCCGAUACAAUUGGCUCAAUGAAACAUUCCGACAACUCCUGCGACGCCACUGGUGUCAAACUGUAUCAUCCACAUGAUGUCCCUUGGGGUAUCCAGCGGCGUGGAGAGAGGCGAUUUGCUGUUGGGAACCAGCUUAUAAUCCUAAAGAAAGAAAAAUCCCACUCCUUGUGGAUUUCGUCCUGCGAAGUCUACACCAUCGUCACAUUGUGACGGACGGAUGCCAGUAAAAAAAAUAAAUAAAAUAAAAUAAAAAAAAUAACAUUUGAACAACCUCAAGGUUCCCAGUGAAGUGAAUAGUUGAACAAACUUGUCAUUGUUCAUUUAUUAUUUAUGUCACCAGUGUAUUUACUAGCUAGCCAUAUGUUGUUUUUGAAUUUAGCUGGUGCUCUUUUUGUUGGAAAUGGACAAAAUGCUGAAUGCUAAUUGGGCAUUGUUUUGCACACCACAUAAUUUAUUGUGUAGUGACGUCAUGUUUUUAUGCUGUCUUGUCGUGUGCUCCAUGUUGGUAGAACUCCAUGUUGUUCUCCUACAAUAAAACUAACCUUGAUGGUUGCCUCUGCUUGUUUGAUUAUCUUCCUUGUGAAGUAGCUUAGCAACUUAAUAUUUUCAACACUUAUCUUAUUGUGAAGUUUGUAAUCUUCAUGUUUACAUGUAAACCUGAGCAACAGCCCCAAACAGCCAAGAUAUUAUAUUGAUGGUGUUUUGACAGUGAGUUAUUGUUCAAACAUUGGAGGUACGCAGUCGUCUGAUAGUUUCAUAAUUAUAAAUGUAACUUCACAAGGUGGCCAGUGGGAGCAAAAAUUUUACAACAUAACAGCUGAUGGCGAGUUUUCCCUCAUCUUUGAAAGUCAGAUAGGACCAGAUGGCUACACAUCCUUAGAUGACAUCAGCUACACAGAAGGUUUCUGUACUGAUGCUGAGGAAGCUGAGGAGUUCACUUGUCCUGAAGAUGGUCUGGUAAUUCCAUUAGAGAAGGUAACAUUACUUUAUAUGAUCUGUAAAAUAAAAAGAGAAGAAUUUCAAUCAGAAUUAUUAGGUCAAAGGUUACAAACUUCUAAGGAUUUGAAUUUAAUGCAAUUUAUGCAUGGAACAUUGGUAUGCAUUACAUGAGCCUGAAUUAUAUUUGGGGAUGUGUUUAAUAUGUUAUACCAGCUAUUUUUCAAAUACUCAAGAGACUAAACUUCAAGUAAAUUUUAAAUGAUUUUUUUUUCCUCAAACUAGAGUAAUCAUUAACUUCAAAUGUAAACAAAUUGGAUUAACUCAUUUGUAGACCAUUUUACCCCUAUGCUUUGGCUGUAGUAACUAUGUUUUUAAGCCUAAGACUACGGCACUAUGACGAGCCUAACAAAACUACGGUUUCUGGAGUUUUUUCACAUGUUUCGCUUAAUUAACAUUUAAACAAAAACAAUUGGCCUACUUUCAUUGUUUUGUGUUAACACCGUGAGCAAUCCAAUAAGAAUAACUGUGAUAGGCCUUUGCGGUCUCGAUGGCAAUAAACCAUCCAAAAUAUUAUCUUUUAGAGAAUUUUGUUAUUCCUACUUAACUGCCAAUGUGCUUGCCUAAUACCUUUUCUCCUCAAGAAACAAAUCGCCGGUCUAUAUCCUCUAUAUUUAUUUGUGUUAACAUACAUAAGCAGUUGAGUGGAUUUCCUUACUUGUAUUUUGAUUGCGAACCAGCCCCCCCCCCCCCUUUUUUUUUUUUUUCUACCCCCCCCCCCCCCCCCUUUUUUUUUUUUAAAUUGACCAAGCUACUCUUUGGAGGUUGAAACUAUGCUUUUCUUUUGAAAACUGAAAACUAUGCUGACACUAGCUCAGGUUAAACAGGUGUACAUUGUAGUGUGCUAACUAUAAGAUCUCAUUCUAAUGGCUGUGUACAAGAAAUACACAUUUCACUAUAAAAAUGGUUUAUAUUUCUUUAAUAAAUGUAUUUUAAUAGUAUUAAAGUGUUUAUCCUUGUCUCAAAGAGGUGCAAUUUCAUCAGAGACUGUAGCAAUGGAACAGAUGAGCUCAACUGUGGCAACUGCAACUUUGAAGCUGGCCUCUGCGGCUACAUGGACACCAGCAGGGGCGGAUUUCACUGGGUCAGGGCCAGCAACAGUACAAUGUCUAAAUCUGCUCUUACUCAGAGCCUGGGAUAUGACCACACACUGUGUUAGUGUCUCCACAUUUUUGGAUUUUAUCAGACCAUUAAUUCUGUUGUAACAUUAUUCUUUUAAUAUAAUAAACGUUCGAGGUCAGACAUGAGCUAAUGCAAGCUGAAUCCAUUGUGUCAAUGAUACAAAUUUUUAAUAAUACUAAUUGUCAUUGUUUUGUGAAAAUUUUAGUUACAUUGUAAUAUUAUGAGACACUUGAUGGUAAAAAAUAAUUUUCUGUCUCCCACACACCAAUCUGGGAAGAGCUCAGUCAGUUAAAAAUAGAUUAUGCUUAAUGCUAUUAUUAUUAUUAUGAUGAUUUAACCUCUGUUAUUGACUGCUAAAACAAAGUAUGUAUUAUGACUUCUCAAAUAUUUGUACAACUUAAUGUUCAGACAGUCCACAAGGGUACAUGCUGUAUGUAGAUCAUAGCCAGGGACGUGCUGGUAGCCAGGCAGUUCUCCAAUCACCACUGCUUCAUGGCUCUUAUCAGGCUUGCACUCUCCAGUUCUACUACAAGUUCUCAAGCUAUCGGUCAGGGGACAUCAGUGUUGCCUUACAGGUAUGAUAGUUCAUGGAAAUUGUCGAAACAUUUUGUUUUUGCUUAUUUCUUUAAAUCUUGAUUUUUAUUUAAGUCCUUGUUAGGUGCUGUUUAGUUAAUGAGCCACUGUUAGGUGCCGUUUAGUUAAUGGGCCAUUGUUAGGUGCCGUUUAGUUAAUGGGCUAUUGUUAACAAACUAAAUUGUUAAAUCCUUUUUUAGUAUUUAGAAGCAACUAUUGUAAUUUGUAAUUGUACACUAUGAUAUUUUCACUUAAAAGCUGAGAUUUUUUUAGCUUUGUUAACCCAAUUAGGGGGUACUGUUACUUAUAUUGAAUACGUUGAACCAAUGUGAGUCUGUGAGUUCAAAUGUAAAAAAAAAACCAGUCAACUGAACAUUGAUGUAAUUUUUUUAUCAGUUUGAGCAGACCAGUGCUUACGCCACGAGCUUCCACCAAAAUAAAGUGUACAACAUAGAUUCUUGGCAUCUGGCUCAAGUGGACAUUGGCUACGUUGAUGAGGGUUUCCAUUUGUUGAUCAUGGCCAGUAAAUCAUUUACGUAAGAAUUUCAAAACUAUGUGUCAAAAAAAGGGUCACUUUGAAUGACUUGCAAGAAAUUAUCAUAGCUGAAACCUUAAUUGUUUGUUAUUGAACUAUAAAUGUUUUACACCAAAUAUGCCAUUGUGUGUCUUUGUUUUAGUCUCUAAAUUUGUUUUUUUAUAUCAUAGACUGAAGCUGAAAAGGAAGGUUCUCAUUACAUUACCAUGACAGACACACAUUGAAAACUUGAAUUUCUCAACUUUCUACCAAUUUGAAGAGCCAAAUUUUUUAUCAUGAAUGUCAUUGAAAAUAUUCAUUAGAAGAAAAGAAUAGGCUUUAAAACAACUGUGUAUGUUGGUGGGAAUUUGUAAACAUCAGUAUUAACAAUUAUGGCAAUGAAAUAGCUUUUAUGUCAUCCUUUUCCCACUGUGAGCUCCAGGAGGCUUAACUGCAGAUUAUUUGUGAAUACCAAUCAUGACAGGAUAAUAACAGCUCUUUGCUUGUGUCUUUUACUCCUUCAGAGCUCAAGGAACUGUGGCUAUAGAUGAUGUACGUCUUAUCAACUGUGAACCCCCAAAAGGAUCAUCUAUGGACUGUGAUGACAAUAUGUUCAGAUGUUCCAGCGGCUUCUGUGUCAAUAAUAAAGUUGUUUGUGAUCUUUCUGAUGACUGUGGGGAUGAUAGUGAUGAAAUGAAUUGUUCAUAUGUAAGGAAUUCUAAAUUUUCAUGAUCUCAUACUAUACCAAAUUUUGAACUAUACAGUGUAUUAUAAAAUGUUUAAGAAACAGAUUUUCUGAAAAUGGACAAAUAGAGCAAACUUUUAUACAAAUAAAGCAAACAAUGAGGUCACUUUAGGGGGCUGUCAUUCCUUGUCUUAUUGUUUAUGACCUCCUGCAAAAGUUAUUUCCUUUCAGUGUUGCCUUAUUCAAUAUAAUCCAUAACAAUAAUAUUAACAUGAUCUUUAGCCUUUGAUUUACCAUGUUCUUUGAAAUGCAUUUCUGGUUAAGAUGCACAUAAGAUUACAAUUAAAAAUAAAUGUUUCUGGAAUAUUCUGAAAAUAAAUUUGGUGUCUAUGAAAAUGUUUAAUUUAAUGCUUCAAAUUUUAACUAAAUGUAAUAAAAUUGUAAGCGAACAUUGUUUUUUUUUGUUUAUCUCUAUCACCAGUUGCUUUGGUUACAAUUCUUGACUAUUUUAUCCACAGGCUAGUUCUUGUGAUUUUGAAAUGUCAAUGUGUGUCUGGGAACAGGAUCAACAUGCACAAGUCACUUGGAAAUUGGGCUCAGGAAUGACCAAUGAUUUACCAUUGGCCAGAGAUCACACGACGGGGAUGUCAGGCGGUCAUUUUCUAUUCCUUGACAACACAGUUGAUGGCCCCAGCAGCAGAGCAAGGAUGACCAGUAGCACAAUCCAGGCCAUCAGCUCUGGCCCCUCCUGCCAGCUGACAUUGUACUACAACAUGUUUAACCUGGACUACGGCACAUCUCUUAACGUUUAUCUGCGUACAACCAGUGGUGGCUAUGAAAGUUUACUUUUUACCAGACAGAAUUCAGAGACGGACGCCUGGGAGAGGUCUGUCAUUCCUCUGGUCUCUUUUAAGGAUUUCCAGGUUGUUAUUGAAGGGGUCCAAGGCAUGAAAUUCAAUCAUGAUGCUGUUGUAGCCAUUGAUGACGUGGUGUUAAGUCAUGGAUGCAAGUUCACAACAUCCACCCUGCCCACCCCUGGUUAUACAAUGACCACUCAACGUGUGACUCCAAAUUCAUGCCUCGGUGACCACCAGUGCCCAGAUGGACAAUGUAUACCUAGGGAUUUUAUUUGUGAUAUGCAAACGGACUGUUCAGAUGGUUCUGACGAGGCAAGCUGUGGGCCAUGUGAGUUUGAGGCUGGGAUGUGUGGAUACUACAGCACCAGCACUGGAUCACUAGACUGGAGCAUCAGCUCCCCGGACCUGAUGGGGAAAGUUGGACCUGCGGGGGACAACACAUUUAAAACCAGCAGUGGCCAUUACUUAUAUGUCCACCCAGUCCUGGGAUUGAGUCGCUCACCUGCCUGGUUAAGCAGUGGCCCCUUGCCUAGCAUCAGCAGCUCUUGUACAGUGACCCUUGCUCAACACAUUAGCCCAGCCAUCAGCGGGAACCUCAUGUUGUGUGCGUUUAACCAGGAAACGUCAACAGAACUGAUGCUGAAAAGCACUGAAGACACUACUUCCCCAGACUGGCAAAGCUCCACAUAUGACUUCAGCAACAUCACCGUGGACAAGGGCUGGCAGUUGAUGAUUGGCUUUCAAACUGACCAGGACGUUGCAUACCAAAACAUAGCCGCUAUUGACAGCAUCCGGUUCAAAUCCUGCUCCAAGAGAGAAGAGGUC